Acanthopagrus latus (yellowfin seabream) is the source of this 1745-nucleotide messenger RNA. Its product is annotated as peroxiredoxin-like 2A. The record is from RefSeq and is a predicted model, not a curated record. Lineage: Eukaryota; Metazoa; Chordata; Actinopteri; Spariformes; Sparidae. The transcript is spliced from 7 exons.
CCUCAACUGAGAAGUGUCAGCGCACUAAUGCAUGUAGGUGAUUCACUGCUCGACACUGGCACAGCUAAAUCCCAGGGGAGAGACUUUUCCUGCGUAUUUUGGAUGCAGAGACAAUGAAAUCUUGAGCGUGUGUGUAGUCAGAAGGUCAGACUUUUCCCACGGUCGGGAUGCUGGCUCUGUCCAGGCGAUGGUCAGCUUUGAGCUGGAGACUGUCCCGGCGCUGCUCUGCCCUCUGUCUGGGGACGGUGAGCAGCCGGCCCUCCACCGCAGCCAGGCCACAGUAUCUAACCACCACCCAGACUGCUCUGUUUCACCAAAGCAAAGCCAAAGCCAGUCCUGACCCAAACAAGCCCGCUUCAGUGUCUGGCUCGGGGCUGGAGGGGGAGCUGUUCGGGAUGGGGAUGUGGUCACUGGGGCUGGGCGCUGUCGGAGCGGCGCUAGCCGGGAUCUUCCUGGCCAACACCGAUCUGUGUCUGCCUAAAGCUGCCAACGCAUCGCUGGAGUUCCUGGAAGACACUGACCUGCGCUCCACUACGGGUGACAACACGUUCAUCAAAGCAAAAAGCCUAUGGGAGGUGAACGGGGCUGUGGUCAUGGCCGUACGACGGCCUGGAUGAUUUUUGUGCAGAGAGGAGGCCUCUGAGCUGUCCUCUCUGAAGCCCCAGCUAGAAGAGCUCGGGGUCCCUCUGGUCGCCGUGGUGAAGGAGAACGUCGGCACAGAGAUCGAGGACUUCAGACCGCACUUCGCUGGGGACAUUUACAUCGAUGAAGAGAAACACUUCUACGGCCCGCUGCAGAGGAAGAUGGGUGGCCUUGGCUUCAUUCGCCUCGGAGUGUGGCAGAACUUUAUACGGGCUUGGAGGUCCGGUUACCAGGGAAACAUGAACGGCGAGGGCUUCAUCCUUGGAGGGGUGUUUGUCAUCGGACCUGGAGACCAGGGGAUUCUCCUGGAACAUCAUGAGAAGGAGUUCGGGGAUAAGGUGGAGAAUGCAGAUGUUUUAGAGGCUGUCAAGAAAAUUGUGCCAGUGAAAUAAGUUGUUAUUCCUAACACACAUGUUCAGCAUUAGGCAUAGGUACGGUGGGUUAAGAUCAAAACUAGAAUGAAAAAAUGAUUUUUACUGUGACACGUCAAUAUCCAAUCAUCCAUCACUGAAAUAUUGCUACUGUUGGUGUUGUGUAAUAUCACAAAAUUGUCUUUUUUUUGCAUGUUAAUUUACUGUUGGUUACGAAUGACAUGCCAUUAAGUACAAGACAGAGCCAAUAUUAUUAUUAGAUUUGUCACAGAUUAUUCGUCUUUACCUCUGCAGACGCCUAUAAGCUAUUUUUAUUUUGAGACGGGUAUUACGAAACAGGUAGAAAGGGACUUAAAGGUUGCAUUUUUAUUCAGGUACAUCAACCAUUAAAUUUAAAAUCACUUGAAAUCUUCCCGUUAGAGAAGAACAUAAGUCAAUUUGCUUAAUAACAUGUAAUUAUUCUCUGUCAGUGGCACAUUUUAUAAUAACGUUCCUUUGUGUUAUGUACAUUUGCUUCGCCUGUGUGUGUGAUAAUGACAAUCUGACUCUAAACUCGACACUGAGAGGAGCAGGUUUGAUGCUCGAACACACACACAGCUCCAGCCACUGUCACCAUGUUUGUGGUGUGAAGCAGGUGUUGCUGUAUGUGUGAAUGUGACAGAGAGAUUGUGCGUACCAGUACACAAGAAUGCUAGCAGGAAAUAAUAAAUUAAAGAAGUCCUCGUCACCAUA